This is a messenger RNA of Carica papaya (papaya), 1824 nucleotides long. RefSeq names its product glucan endo-1,3-beta-glucosidase 12-like. Gene Ontology annotation, biological process: carbohydrate metabolic process. Gene Ontology annotation, molecular function: hydrolase activity, hydrolyzing O-glycosyl compounds. Lineage: Eukaryota; Viridiplantae; Streptophyta; Magnoliopsida; Brassicales; Caricaceae. The record is from RefSeq and is a predicted model, not a curated record.
UUCAUUUUAAGGGGGGGAAAAAAAAAAACAAAGCAGAGCGACAACAUAACUCCUUUGCUCUGUUAUUUUCUUCUUCUUCUUUCUUCUUCAUCUGCUCUGGUUGAAGUUCCUCAGGAACCAGAUCAUGGCUUCUUUCACAUUCUUCAUUAUUCUUCUCUCUAAUAUUGCUUUUGCAUUUGCAGAUUCAGGUACAAUAGGAGUAAACUAUGGCCGAGUGGCGAACAACCUGCCAACACCAGAAAAAGUCGUGGAGCUCUUGAAAUCUCAAGGAAUCGACCGAGUCAAGCUCUACGAUACUGACUCAACCGUUCUCAAUGCACUAGCCAACUCUGACAUAAACGUCGUCGUUGCGCUCCCCAACGAGGUUCUCUCCUCCACCGCCGCCGACCAAACCUUCGCCGAUAACUGGGUACAAGCCAAUAUUGCCAAGUACUACCCAGCAACUCGAAUCGAAGCUAUUGCUGUCGGUAACGAGGUGUUCGUGGACCCGAAAAACACAACUAAGUACCUCGUCUCCGCCAUGAAAAAUGUACACAACUCUCUGGUCAAGUACAAGCUAGAUUCAUCAAUCAAAAUCUCAUCUCCGAUAGCGCUCAGCGCGCUCCAGAACUCAUACCCGUCUUCCGCCGGAUCCUUCAAACCCGAACUGAUCGAACCCGUUAUCAAACCAAUGCUAGAUUUUCUCCGCCAAACCGAUUCGUACCUGAUGGUGAACGCAUACCCGUUCUUCGCAUACGCAGCGAACGCGGACAAGAUCUCCUUAGAUUACGCUCUGUUCAAAGAAAACCCGGGAGUGGUGGACUCGGGUAACGGGUUGAAAUACAACAGUCUCUUCGAGGCACAAAUCGACGCCGUUUUCGCGGCCAUGUCUGCUCUUAAAUACGACAACGUAAAGAUAGUGGUGACGGAGACCGGGUGGCCGUCGAUUGGCGAUGAGAACGAGGUGGGGUCCAGCGCCGAGAAUGCGGCGUCGUAUAAUGGAAACUUGGUGCGAAGAGUUCUAACGGGAAGUGGGACCCCCUUAAGACCCCAGGCCCCACUCAACGUCUACCUCUUCGCUCUGUUCAACGAGAACCAGAAACCGGGCCCCACGUCCGAGAGAAACUACGGCCUCUUUUAUCCGAACGAACAGAAAGUGUACGACGUGCCGUUUAAACAGGAGGAUUUGAAGAACGUCGGGUCAACGCCCAUCAACGGCAGCAAGGCCCAGGUUCCAGCGGCGCAUGCGGGGCAGACUUGGUGUGUGGCGAAUGUGCAUGCUGGUGAAAAGAAGCUGCAGGCUGCGCUUGAUUAUGCUUGCAGCGAGGAGGCAGGCGCUGAUUGCCGUCCGAUUCAGCGUGGUGCCACGUGUUAUAAUCCUAACUCGAUUGAGGCACACGCCUCGUACGCUUUCAACAGUUUUUAUCAGAAAAAGGCUCGCGGCGCUGGCACGUGCGAUUUUGGUGGUGCGGCUUACGUGGCCACACAACCCCCCAGAUUUGGUAACUGUGAAUUUCCUACAGGGUAUUAAAUGGUUCGUUCGUGGGGUCUCUGAUCAGCAGCCAGCUUAUUCUUUCAUGAUUAACUUUGGAUUUUUUGGGUACAUUUUUUAGUUUUAUUUUUUCUACGUAUUUAGUCACAUAUAUAGUAUUUAUAUAUGGUAGGUACGGUAUCAUUGUUAUCUAGUCGUUUUAAUUAGUUUGCUUGUUUUAUAUUUUUAAUAUAUAUAUACAUGUAUGUAUAUGAUGUAUUUAACUUUCACAAUUAAGUUAUUUUGUAUGGUUCAAUUUUAUAUAAGAGAUAAUGACCUUAUCAUUAUUUUAAAUAAAAUAUAAAUCUAAGAGA